Messenger RNA from Giardia duodenalis, 4923 nucleotides. RefSeq lists its product as uncharacterized. The coding region runs from base 1 to 4923 and encodes 1640 amino acids. The transcript has a single exon. The record is from RefSeq and is a predicted model, not a curated record. NCBI's taxonomy places the organism in Eukaryota, Fornicata, Diplomonadida, Hexamitidae.
AUGACUUUUUUUGAACCCAACUAUCUCGCCGAGGCUUUAAGCUUCCGAUCACGCCUCACUAUUGGCUUACACAUCAAUAAGACCAGUGCAGAGUUGUGUGCGCGAAAUGGUAUAGAUUUGCUCCACUUUUUGCGGAAUAUGCCACCAUAUCGUGUACAAGCUCCUCUGACUGCAGACUACAUCAAUUACCAAGGAAGACGAACGUCUGCUGUGUUAAACAAUCUCCAAUUUAAGUUGUAUCUAGUCGAUGAACUAGCCUCUAUUCCGCUUCGUGUUUCACAAAUUGUCACACCAGCUCCUGACCAAGCAAUAGCCAGCGCCAAUGAUACGCUCAUUAAGAACGCUCUUGGACAAUUAGUGCAGCACUUUCAGGGCUCAUCACGCAACUCCACGUCCUCUUUGUCUACCAGCCUCCACUCUAGCACCAUUGAAAGCAUCUCGUCUGAUAUCCUCCGGGAUAUAGUUUCUGCAUACGCCAAUGCUGGCUUCGCCCAGUUUAGAUGCUUUGAGCAUGACUUCUUGGACAACCCCGUUGGGUAUCUGGCUGUCUGUGCAAUGACUGACUCUCGCGAAGAGAAGAUAGCGGCUAUUAAGAAAAUAACCACAGGACUGCCCGCAGUUCUUCAAGGUGCUGUCUCUGGCAUGUCUGACAACGACGUCUGCCUAACAUUAUUGAUCAUAGACCUUUAUCCCACUGAUCGAUCGAGUCAGUAUAUCGAUCCAGGAUUACAUAAUGAACUAACACGUUAUCGCGUCAAGCCGCUUUACCUCAAUUUACAGCUGUUUCAGCAAUACAUUAUGGAACCUUCAACGGACGUUAACAUUACUGAGUAUUUGCAAAGCACGCAUACUAAACGCUACUUCGAGUACUUAUUUUCAUGUGAGGGCUUCGCCGCAGAUAUGUACAGUGAUAUUGUCUGGUCUCCCAUGGCAAUGGAUCCAUCCAGCGAGGAUAAAAAAGGUCUCUAUGCACGCCCCACGGUCUCAGACCUGAUUGUUAAGCAAAGCAAUGUACUCUUCAGCUUUUUCAACACGGUGUUCUCAUACUAUCUAAAGACCAUCUUGAUCCCAUUCCUGGCUUCGAAACUAUUUAACAUCUCUGAAAGCUGCGAGGAGACAGUUAGCGUAGGGAAGAAGAUGGCCAAUAUUUUAGCCGGUCACCACACGUCCGCUAAGCAGGCAACUCGUACGGUUCCAGCACAUGCUCAUUUAUCACAAGGAAAGGCAUUCUAUACGAAGUUCCCCAUCGAGUACAGAAUUCGCCGUCUGGCAGAUUUACUCUUGCAAUGCAACCUUAUUGAUGACGCUUGCGCGUACUACGAGACUUUGCUUCCAAGACAAAAGCAUAAGGCGACCUCUCCUUUCGUGGCAGAGGCAUAUGAGGGUGCGGCCUUCGCUAGUUUACGCAAGUACUUUGCAAACUAUUCGUUUGAUAAUGCGCAUGUCCACAUUUCUGCCGACGACACCUCAAAACUCCUGAAGUACUACGGAGAGGCGUUGCGCAUCAUUAACGAUUGUUUAUCGGACCCUACAUUGGGACAUGUGAGCCUUUGCAACGCCUCCUUGCACAGCCCUUUCCGGCUGUCUGGCCAAGUAUUUAACUCUCCGUUACAAAACGCUGAAAACGGUCUGAGCCCCUUCACACCAACGCCCGCCUUUCAGACACGCAUAUCUGUCUAUCGCCUCUUUGACUAUAAGCGAUAUCUUGAGAUAAUGGCGGCCUUGGUGUACACUGUGUCGGGACAGAGCUUCCAUUUGGUGGAAAAGACCUUUUCCUACGCUAUUCCUCACACGAUCAACUCUCUCACAGCAGCGCUUUCCUACCUGGUUUCUAGCUUUCUUCUCUGUGAGGCACGAUAUGUACGCCUGGGAACAGAGUCGGCAUUCAGAGCAGGCGCACUUUUCUUUAACGACCGUCUUUUCAAUCUAGCCUUUCUGUGCUUUACGUAUGCCUUCAUGAACUUAGAUCGGCCUCAUCUGCUGCCAGCACUUAAGACAGGAUGGUGGUUUGCAACCGUUUAUGAGUCAGAGCUCCUCUAUUGCAGGACACGGGCGUUGCGUUCAGAAAGAUUGGAUCUACAGACUGCCGCAACAAAGGAGCCGACGCUGAUUGAUGCCCUUUCAAAUAAGAUUCUUCAGCUCCUUAAGAACACCACUUCUAAGCAGAUGCAAACAGAACUAUUCUAUCCUAAGGACAUCUCCUCUAUUGUUAAGCAUACGCCAUCAACAUUUUCUGACCCAUCCUCUCCAAUAGGUUCAUGUUUUGCGUCUCUACAACGGCUCUUGAUCACAAACCAGGUUGCCCUCCCCCAGCUCAUGAGUCUCUUUUGUCUUCCCUUCUCUACGGCCAAAGAAAUAGAAGAGCGUAGUCUUAGAUUUUGCAUCAAGAACGUCACACCCCCAGUACGCAACAUCGGAGAAACCCCUCUGCGCUAUACAGUUCGUUUGUUCAGCGACCUCAUUCAGUCGACCAACGGGGAUGCAGACUCUAGCAUUAACACGUUCCUUAAAAAGGCGUUUACACCAGCACGGAAGUUCAUUGUAAGAGACUACCUGGUCGACUUUUUGACCCAUAUUGCUCCGCGACUAACAAACUUUGAUUACAAGGUACUCUUAAAAGCUGAUGCAGAAAAGCUGAAGAUAAUCCACAAGGAGAUACGGAUUCCAAGCGUCUCUGUUAGCGGGCUUUAUCACCCUAAUAUCAACCUUUCUUCUAUUAUCUUAUUGGAUAGCAAAUCUCUCCCUUGUCCAUUUGAGACUCUUCAGGGAUUGGUGUAUCACAAGCUGGCCAAAACCCAGCUACUGGAUCAGCUAAAUAACAUCAAAGCAAUACGAGCCGGCGAAACUGCUAUGGCGAUCUUCUGUCUCAGUAACGAAUAUCCGCUGCUGGAUUAUGAUAUUAAGAAAGUGGAGCUGUCGUUAUGUUUUUAUGAUGAAAGCAACCGACCACUUCCUUCUGCUACCCUGGAGCUCAGAAGCAAAAACGCACUUGUGAUACCGACCAAGAUGGCCUUCAUAAGCGGUAGCAUUCUUCUUUGUGGGAUCCCAAUUAUUAUGCCGUCUGACACACGAACUAUCUCAAAAAUGGAGAUCCGUGGUCUUCGAAUUUCUUUUCUCCCCAUAGAUGUGCGUUCAACAGGGUCUCUUUCAAAGUCGUCUUCCUUUUCCAAGUCAAAAUCCUCGCUACCCCCACUUACAACAUCAACCGUUCCAAAUGAUGGGGCCACCACCCAGCAGACAGAGAUUAUUUUGGAAACUCCUGUCUCAUUCCCCGUUCUUUCGCAUGCUGCUGACAUUGUGAUAUCCGUUGUAUUUCCAAACUCACCAGUGCUUCCGGGGCAGAUUGUCCAGGGGCAAUUGGUAGUGAAGAACACUGGCCAGCGCGAUGUUUCCAAUCUGCUUAUCUCCUCAAGCCAUCAAGCAUAUUGUGUCUAUGAUCAUGAGGCGUGUGUUUAUCUGGAUGAAGUAACACUAGAGUCGGACCAACAUGAGGGUACGCUGUCUUCAAAACUAACAGAUAUCUCUCUUGAGGUGGCCCUCGAUUUUAUCUUCCCAAGCCCUCUAGCUGUAUUAUCAGAACUAGAGCAGAUUGCAGCCACUCCUCACGAACAAUCCGUACUGAAGCUGGAUCUUGCAAGGCCUUACAUUAAGAGGGUCUUGCAGAAUUGUAUGAAAGAGCUUAUGAUGCCUCCCAUGCUCCAGGAUAGAUUGAUCGUUUGCAGAAGGAGCCUAAGAUCACGCGAGUCUAUUGCGAUUCCAAUACUUCUUCUUAUUCCACCUGGAGCGCAACCAGGAAAGCUCAUUGUUGAAUACUAUCUAGGAUACUCUAUUACUGUUUGGCCUGUCGUGUCAGAAACUACUGCAGAGCUUCAUAUCCUCUCCGCAGCUAAGCCCAGUCUCCAAGGCCAGCCAAGUCUAUCGUUACCUAGGGAUGCGAUUGCAAAGUCAGUUGCAGAAAAACAGCAUAGCGUUAGAGCAAUUCUUCCAUCCGGUCAGGAUGAGCUAGUUGCAGUAAUACUCUCAAAGCGGUGCACUCCACCAUCUCUGUGUAGACUCACUCUGGAGAAGAGUGGAUUCACCUACACUGGAACGUUCCUCUGUGACCAGUACAAAGACUCAUUGAGAUUACUUCGGCAGCGCAGCCAGUCAUUCACACCAACCCAACAAAAUAAGGUGGGCAUUCCACCGGACGCACUGGCCAAUGAGGCCUUGAUUAAGCAGACUAAGGAUCUUGCAGGAAUAUCUCGAUCGUCGCUAUUAAAGCUACAUGAGAACAUUACAUUGUUGCUUAAGCGGGCAGAACUACACAAAUACGGCCCCAGCCUUUUACCCCUGGCAUACAACUACCUAAAAAAGCAAAGUAACUUUUCAUUUCAAGACCGAAACGAUACUGCUUAUAACCUAAAUGAAUUUCAUAGCACAAUCCUAAAGGACUUGCAGACAGUUCAAAGCGCCGUGCUCGAUAUGUACGUUAAAGAAUUUUGUCAAGUAACGACAAGAGACUUUAGUCUGGUUUAUUCUUCUGGGGACAAGGUGUUCUUAAAUCGUGAAUUCACCCCCACUGCUUCUCGUGACCCGCCUGGGCUGGGCCCUCUAUCUGCAAUGGUCCGAUGCAAUGCUGCAGCCGAUGGUAAGGUAAGCUUUGACCUUGUUAUGGUUAACCGGUCUCUUACCGUGAUUAAUACACACGUGUCUGCCAAUAUUAGUGGUCCUACCGGCCUGUUUUCCAUGAUAGGCCUCCAGACAAUCAUUGGGGAAAUAGAUUCAUUUGAAGUAGCCAUAGUGCCUUUUAUGGCGUGUGCCUCUUCGAUUGGAGAGUGCACAAUCUCCGUCUCUGUCGACGCGACCGUCUCCGUGGGUUCUCUACAGAGAAGGGUCCCAGUAGUUGAUUGUGGGCUCCGGCUUUCUCUCAUCGUUGCAUAG